CGGCCGUUAUUAAAAAUUUUUACAUUUUAUUAAUUGCAUUAAUUAUCGUUUCGCCAAAGUGGUAGCGUUUUUAUUGAACGAGUUUCGGGCGUAGGACAAUUAAUUUUACCUUGAUUAGUAUUCAGAAAUGUGUGUCAAAACAAAUAAAGGGGAAAGGCAUCAUUGGCUCAAACCCCACAACUGGGGCCCCCUGUGAUAUAAGUGUCUAUGGCAAUAAAAAGCUUGGAGACAGCAAGACGAGAGUUGGAGCUUUGCCCUCGCUAGGUCGGGCAUCAGCUGACUUCAAGCAACAAACAACAAGAGAAGAGCAACAAACGGAUAUAGACGCUCGCACUAAAAAUACUCAAAGUUCAUGGUCAACGUCCUGCCCGGGGGGUGCGAGAUUUUGCUGUUGUCAUCUAACUAUGGCGUUGCUACGCUGCUGCUUUGAGCCACCAGAAUUGCCCGAGUUCUUCGACAGCUUCGUGCAAAAAUGCACCGAUCCCAGUUGUUGCUGCGGGUGCUGCUCGGCGCUGCGGCCGCGCUACAAGCGACUGGUGGACAACAUCUUUCCGGUGAACCCGGAGGAUGGGCUGGUCAAGUCGAACAUGGAGAAGCUGACCUUCUACUCGCUCAGCUCACCCGAUAAGCUUGACCGCAUUGGCGAAUAUCUCUACCAGAAGGCCACCAAGGACAUCAACCGCAAGCGCUACAAGCUGGCAGAGAUCGCCAUGGAGGCAAUGGACUUGUUGCUGCAGGCCUGUCACGCCCAGACCACUCUCAACUUGUUCGUGGAAUCGUUCCUGCGGAUGGUGCAGAAGCUGCUGGAGGAUAAUAAUCCGAAUUUAAAAAUCAUGGCCACCAAUUCGUUUGUCAAGUUCGCCAACAUAAACGAAGACACGCCCUCGUACCAUCGACGCUACGAUUUCUUCAUCUCAAAGUUUUCGUCGAUGUGCCACAGCGAGGGCAAGGAUCUGAGGGAUAGCCUGCGGCUGGCGGGCAUCAAGGGACUGCAGGGCGUCAUACGAAAGACCGUGUCCGAUGAUCUGGUGGAGAACAUCUGGGCGGCACAGCACAUGGAGAAGAUUGUGCCCUCGCUGCUGUUCAAUAUGCAGUUUUGUGUAAACGUUAUGUUCGUGAAGAAAAAUUUACUGGCGUCUGGCGACCUCACGCCCGUCGAAGAUGCCACUAAUGUGACGCCACCAGCACUGGCCGAGGAAGUGCUCCGGGAGCUGGUCGGGCGCGCAUCGUUCGGACACAUUCGGAGCGUGCUCAAGCCGCUGCUGACUCACCUCGAUCGGCAUGAGCUUUGGGUGCCAAACACCUUUGCCAUUCACACGUUCCGUAUUGUGAUGAUCUCGAUUCAGCCGCAGUACUCGUACACUGUGGUGGAGACGCUGAUGCAGCACCUGGACAGCAACUUCAAGUCCUCGCCCAAGACGCGCACUUCCCUGGCGGUGGUGCUGUCGAAGAUCAUUGCCAUUGCGGCCGGCGAAAGCGUAGGACCCUCGGCCCUGGACAUCAUCAACAAUCUGCUGACCCACUUGCGCACAAGCGUAAGCACCACCACUGAGAUCACCGCUGAGGAGUCUCAGUACCAGGAGGCGCUUAUAAAUGCACUGGGAGAGUUUGCAAACCAUCAUCCCGACUACCAGAAGAUCGAGAUAAUGCUGUUCAUCAUGAACACGGUGCCGGACCCCUCUAAGAAGAGCAAGGGCGACCAGAUGUUGCAGAACAUUCUGCUCAAGUCGCUGCUUAAGGUCGGCACCCAGUACAGCACGGUGUCCUUCGAGAAGGCCUUCCCCGCUUCGUUCCUGCAGCCACUGCUGAAGAUGGCCCGUGCGCCCCAUGAUCCAACGCGCUUGAUUGUCAUGCAGAUCUUCCAAGCACUCCUGGAUCGCCACCAGAACGAUCAGGUGCUCAGUAGUGUCAGUGUGAAGCCAUAUCCGGCCCUUUCCCAGGAGCCGCCCUCGCGCUCUGACAUAAUUUUCACGCACAAGCACGGAGCCCACAUAAUGCAGGCGCUCAUUGAUAGCAUGGCCCUUUCGGAGCGCGUCGACGCACUGUCCGCCAGCUACAACACCGCCGCCCUGCUCAUUGUGGAGAUGUCCAGCAGCGAGACAGUGCAGGAGUUCCUGCUGUUUAUCCUGGGCAUUCAAGAGGUGGCCAACACAGUGGAGACCUUGGGAGCCGUGCACAAGUGCAAUUUGCACGCCAUUUCAAUUGCAUUGCUGGUGCUCAUCUCGCGUGUUAGUGGCAUUAACAAUUUGCUGGAGUAUGCCCAGAAGAUUGUUGAUGCGCGUCGCGAGGAGGCCACCUACUAUCUACCCCCGCUGCUGGAGUCCAAGAAGGUCGCAUCGAAGAGCCUGAAUCUGUCGCUGCCACACCUAGCAAUCGACAAGCUGGCGCUGGGCGAGUGUCUGCAAAAUGCUGGCAUGGAUGCCCAGCGUCUCAAUACGGGCGCUCCCUAUACGCUCAACCAAACGGACAAUCCCGGCCACCGCCAUUCCUGGGUGGAGUCGGUGAGCCAUUUGACGCAGCGCAACAGCUCGGCGGAUCUAACGGUCUACAAUGGGGAUGUGGACAGCGUGAGCAGCUCGCCGGGCGUAUGCAAGAAGAUACUGGCGCCCGAAUUCAACUUCGACGCAAUGAAACGGGCUCUAGCCGAGCCCACGGAGGCUGCUAAGCGGGAGCUGCGCGAGCGACAAAUGCAAAUCGUUCGCACCUUCCGCGAAGGCGAGUUCGAUGAUCUUGUGAGACGCACAGAACCGAAGCACGAUCUCAUCCAGAACCGCCUCAACGAGCUGUUCAAUUCGCUGGCCGUGGAGCGUCAGAUAUCGCAAAGCGACAGCAAGGUGGCCCAGCUGCAGGGCAGCAACGAAAAGCCCAUCUACGAGACAAACUUUCCAGAAUUAUUCUAUUACUAAUCUGUAUUACUGUGAACCCCCCUCCGGCGAAUAUUCUGUACUCAAUUAUGCAUAUGAUGAUGGCUGCAAAAGCGAAUUUGUUUGGUGUCAGUAGAUAAAUUUAAUUACAAAUUUCCGUUGUUAAAUGCUAA
Drosophila guanche is the source of this 3037-nucleotide messenger RNA. RefSeq names its product protein EFR3 homolog cmp44E (gene stmA). NCBI's taxonomy places the organism in Eukaryota, Metazoa, Arthropoda, Insecta, Diptera, Drosophilidae. Gene Ontology annotation, biological process: protein localization to plasma membrane. Gene Ontology annotation, cellular component: plasma membrane. The record is from RefSeq and is a predicted model, not a curated record. The transcript is spliced from 9 exons. The coding region runs from base 405 to 2906 and encodes 833 amino acids.